Hemicordylus capensis (graceful crag lizard) is the source of this 2049-nucleotide messenger RNA. It is a transcript of the gene RNF146, whose product is annotated as ring finger protein 146. Lineage: Eukaryota; Metazoa; Chordata; Lepidosauria; Squamata; Cordylidae. The transcript has 3 exons. The record is from RefSeq and is a predicted model, not a curated record. Gene Ontology annotation, biological process: ubiquitin-dependent protein catabolic process; Wnt signaling pathway. Gene Ontology annotation, cellular component: cytoplasm; nucleus. The coding region runs from base 317 to 1366 and encodes 349 amino acids. Gene Ontology annotation, molecular function: poly-ADP-D-ribose binding; zinc ion binding; ubiquitin protein ligase activity.
CCUCACGCGGCGGGAGGGGGCAGGGCGGCGCAGCGCAGCCGGAGCAGCAGCAGGCGGGGGAGGGAGAGAAAGAGAGGGAGAGACGGCGGCAGCAGCAGCAGUGUCCGGCGGAGGCGGGGGAGACGGCCCCUCGGUUCGCGGAAGGACCGGGCAACGGCGGGGGGAGUGAAACUCUGGCAUUACUUGUAUUGGCAAGCAGCACGCGGGAGAAAUGAGCUAUUGAUGGAAAAUGAGGCACUCUGCUCUGAUUGGAUGCGUUUAAAGAGCCCUUAAUUUUCAAUAUGUUCCAAGAAAAGCUAUAAGAAUUUUGAAAAGGAUGGCUGGUUGUGGUGAGAUUGAUCACUCAAUCAACAUGCUUCCCACGAACAAGAAGACCAGUGAACCAUGUUCUAGCACAACACCAUCUCUUAUGGUCCCUGAAUGUGCCAUCUGUCUGCAAACAUGUGUCCACCCUGUGAGUCUGCCUUGUAAACAUGUCUUCUGCUAUCUGUGUGUGAAAGGAGCCUCCUGGCUGGGAAAGCGAUGUGCUCUCUGUCGUCAGGAGAUCCCAGAGGACUUCCUCGAUAAGCCAACCUUGCUGUCACCUGAGGAACUCAAAGCAGCCAGUAGAGGCAAUGGGGAAUAUGCUUGGUACUAUGAAGGCAGAAAUGGCUGGUGGCAAUAUGAUGAACGUGCCAGUAGGGAGCUGGAAGAUGCCUUUUCUAAAGGUAAAAAGAGCACUGAAAUGUUAAUUGCUGGGUUCUUGUAUGUGGCAGAUCUUGAGAACAUGGUUCAGUAUAGGAGAAAUGAGCAUGGACGUCGCAGGAAAAUAAAACGGGACAUAAUAGAUAUUCCAAAGAAGGGAGUGGCUGGGCUUAGGUUGGACUGUGACUCUAAUGCUAUCAAUCUAGCAAGAGAGAGCUCUGCUGAUGGUGCAGACAGUACACCAGCUCUAGGGGCGGCUGCUGGGCAGCCUCUAGCAACUGUCUCUGUUAGACCCCUACCUUCACUAGAUGGUCAGCUGACAAGUCCUGCAACGCCAUCACCUGAUGCAAGCACUCUAGAGAACUCUUUUGCCAACUUACAAAUAAAUGGAGACAGUAUGGUUGAAAGGAGCCAUAGGGGAGAGGGAGAGGAAGACCAUGAAUCAUCGUCUUCUGGUAGGGUGCCAGUUCUUGACACCUCCAUUGAGGAAACAGAAUCGGAUGCUAGCAGCGAUAGUGAGGAUGUGUCUGCCCAACUUCAGCUGCCUGUAUCCUCUGUUCAGCAGAGACAUCUGAAUGCAAAUCAGCCAGCCGUGGAUAGACAAGUGGCAGGGAAUGGGGUGGGAAGCACGAGUGUGAGAUCUAGAAGGCCUGAUGGACAGUGCACAGUAACUGAAGUUUAAAUUAGAGCCAUGUUUUGAAAACUGAGUUGUGAACCUGUACAUUUUGUCUGUAUUGGCAUUGCACUCCAGCCUAGCAGUGUAUUUAAAGUGUUUUGGGGGGGUGGAAGAAGGGGAAAGAGAAAAACAUGGGCCUCUGACUUUAAAGGCAAUCUUGCAGCAUGUCUUGGCUGGAAGACUCAAUGUUGAAAACAAAAACUGGGGAUGUGUUAAAGGUUUGUCAGCUACUUAGCAAUACCCAGUUUCAUAAAUGUCUUUCAUGUUUUAUUUUGUAGCAUAUUCCCCUCCCCCAGUAAAACUGUCCCUUUUUUGACCAAUGUAUAUUCAUUGUACAACUUGGAAUUGUCAUCAUUUGUUGCAUUAAGUAUCUUUACUAUCUGCAUGGAUUGAUGUACGGAAGGACUAUUAAAGCAAAUUGGAAAUGAACAAGUUUGGGUAUGAGCAAGAUGCUUAAUUUUGACGUGAAGUAGGUGUGACUCCUGAAGUUCAGAUGUUUUACUAAAACAGAGCAAUCAUCUUCCUGAAUGAAAUGUAAAACUUAACUUCUGUUGCAGAGUUUUACUUGUAAACACUUCAUGGUGUCUUCAUUGGCUCUUCUGUCUAGUCCCUGUAGCUUGUUUGCGUCUUUCUUGAUGUCUUGUUUUUGUUACAAAAUUUAUAAUUUAAUAAACUACACUUUAUCAACA